Alnus glutinosa is the source of this 1590-nucleotide messenger RNA. RefSeq names its product putative threonine aspartase. The transcript has 11 exons. Gene Ontology annotation, biological process: protein maturation. The coding region runs from base 74 to 1294 and encodes 406 amino acids. Lineage: Eukaryota; Viridiplantae; Streptophyta; Magnoliopsida; Fagales; Betulaceae. The record is from RefSeq and is a predicted model, not a curated record. Gene Ontology annotation, molecular function: threonine-type endopeptidase activity.
UUGGUCCUCACUGAUACAGACGCGAACUCUCUUUCUCUCUCUCUCUCUCUCUCUCUCUAGACAAUAGAAUUCCAUGGCUUGCGAGGCAGAGGAUCAAAGCCCUAGAUUCUUCGUAGCAGUACACGUAGGCGCGGGAUAUCACGCGCCUUCCAACGAGAAAUCCCUCAGGUCUGCUAUGAAACGCGCGUGCCUCGCCGCUGCUUCGGUUCUUCGCAAGGGCUCUGGCAGUUGCUUAGAUGCUGUUUCCGCAGCUAUUCAAGUGUUAGAGGAUGAUCCUAGCACAAAUGCGGGUCGAGGCUCCAAUUUGACAGAAGAUGGUCAUGUGGAAUGUGAUGCCAGUAUUAUGGAUGGUGAUUCUGGAGCAUUUGGGGCUGUUGGGGCAGUGCCAGGCAUUCGAAAUGCCAUCCAGAUUGCUGCUUUAUUGGCCAAGGAUCAAAUUAUAGGAUCUUCUUUGUUGGGUCGAAUACCUCCCAUCUUCUUGGUUGGUGAAGGAGCCCGAACAUGGGCAAAGUCCAAGGGCAUUGCUUUGCCAGUGACUGUAGCCGAGGCUGAUAAGUGGCUGGUUACAGAAAGGGCAAAAGCACAAUGGAAAAAAUAUAAAGUAAUGGUCGAUGAUGCCAAAGCUAAAACAGAAAUUCCUGCUGUGGGACUUUCUUGCAGUCUGCAAGAUACUGCUGCAAUACCAGUGCAACCAUGUAUACCAAGUGCUUUGGAAGAGGAUUGCAUCAUGGACACUGUCGGAGUUAUUUGUGUCGACACUGCAGGGCACAUAGCGACUGGGGCAUCAAGUGGUGGUAUUGCACUGAAGGUUGGUGGGCGUGUGGGACUAGCAGCAAUGUAUGGCUCAGGUUGUUGGGCAUCCUCAAAAGGUCCCUUUGGGUCUCCUUUUAUGGUUGGUUGUUGUGCUACUGGUGCAGGAGAAUCCCUAAUGAGAGGUUUUGCAGCUCGGGAGUGCUGUGUCUCAUCAUCAAUAUCACAGGUUGGUCCUGCCUCUGCUUGCAUGAAAGUUUUACGCUCUGUAGUUCAAGAGAGCAGUCAAUAUGGUACUGAUAGAAGUGCUGGGAUUUUACUUGUGCAAGCUGAUGCUCCCAUAAUUGUUCCAGGAAAUUCGCCAAAGCUCAAAGCUGUAGAGAUUGCGGCUGCUUACUCUUCCUUGUCUUUUGGAGUAGGAUAUUUUGGAAACUCUAUGGCACGGCCCAAGGUUUCAAUUCUUAGGAGUACGAAACAACAAAGCAAAACCGGGAUAGACCAUUUUGAAGCACGAAUUGAUCUUAUGGGUGAAAAAUUGCAGUGACUGCUGUUCAGUUUCUGGAUUAUCAGUCAUUUUCUUGUCGUUCAGUGAAGAACAGGGUAACCUCCUCAUUCAUGUUCAGAAUUGAAACUAAAGAUCAUCCAGCCAAUGUUUGGCGGGUAGUGGUAUUUCCAAAGAUUCCUUGUUGCUGAAGCUAAUGGAAGCUAAUGACCGAACGGAAUUGAAAGUCAAGAACAGGUGCUACCAACAAGAGGGCCCUAAUUAGACUGGCUGCAAAAUUUGAUGAUGCUUUUCACAAAUAAUUGGAUCAAUUGAUGGAUUAAAGAAUUUCAUUACAA